Messenger RNA from Cladophialophora psammophila CBS 110553, 3072 nucleotides. RefSeq lists its product as uncharacterized. NCBI's taxonomy places the organism in Eukaryota, Fungi, Ascomycota, Eurotiomycetes, Chaetothyriales, Herpotrichiellaceae. The transcript has a single exon. Gene Ontology annotation, molecular function: zinc ion binding; SUMO ligase activity. Gene Ontology annotation, biological process: protein sumoylation. Bases 1 to 3072 code for a protein of 1023 amino acids. The record is from RefSeq and is a predicted model, not a curated record.
AUGGCCGACGGUGCGUCUCAAGUCAACAAUGGCUCCGCUCACUCGGAGUCAACCCGUCAACAGCGCAAACGAGCCGCCAGGUCCAGAAGACGGAAGCAGGUGAGAUCAUUCAUUAACGUGCAUUCGCAGCCAUUCGAAGGGGAUUCAACUGUCCAAGUUACACCCCGACGACACCAGAAUACUUCGACGUUACCCGCCCAGUCAUCCGCCCCAAGUGCGAUGACCGAAUCGAGGCCGACACGCAUCCCUCCCAGCUCCAGCUUGACCGCCACACACAAAAAGUCGCGAAGGGAAUUCGUAGGGAACCUCGCGGAUAAUGGUCGACAGGAAGAGGCAGCGCUGGCCCCAGAGCAGCCUUCAGACAUCAUAGCUGCCGUGAAUUCAAAGCCAGAAACGCCACCACGCAGUGUUCCGCAGGCAGAGUUGGGCCGGACGUGGAGCGCUCCUGGCCUCUCGGGCGAUCCAACCGUCCAAAAUGCGACGAAUCGACCGCAAGAGACAGGUCCUUUGAGUGCUCCAGUUCAAAAUGGGCAGCGGAAGGGAGACAAUCCUCUGUUCACCACUGCUCUGUGCGUCCCUUCACCCGACGCCGCCCCUCGAGCACAGCCUCCGCAUGUGCACCGUGGGACAAAGCGCCCUCAUGACGGCAACUACGGCCCUGAGCGGAGCUUCCGCCCGAGGACUGAUUCCGACAUCCCAGGGCCUGCGGGACCGCUGCUGACGCCGCACGAGUCGCCAACCCUGUCACUCGAUGGGCUCUCUCUUAGCGAACAGCUAGAGGCGGAACUGACUGCCAUCAGCAUUCCUUCUCCUGUGAACAGUCAGGCACAAGGCCUUGAUUAUACGGGAAUUGACAUGUUGCGCGAUGCCUGUCGACAGGACGACCAGUUUUUCCUUCUCACACAUCAUAUUUUUAGUAAUUGGUUGUGCUCAAGGCGCGACGCGCUUAAGCCACUCUCGUUGACGAAAAAUCAGCUUCAAGGCCUUAAUGUUCUAUUCGAAGUCCUGCGUAGCGACAGUCGUGUGCCCACGGAAUUGGACAGGCUGUUCAUGAAUUUUCCUCGUCGCCCAGCAGCAAUGAUGCUUAACGCAACUGAUGAGUCUCGAGCUUUGCUCAAGGACGUCUGCUCCUUCCUCGACAAUAUACCAGCUCUGAUCAGCGCAUGGAAGGAAAUGACAUCUCGAAGAGGAUUUCCGCCAGCUCCGGCGGAGUUGAAGGUUCAACUCAAGCUGCAUUCUCCCGUCAUGCAGAAGGCCCUCUUUUACCACCUCCACAGCAAACGAGCUGACAACCCGGGAAAGUUUAAUCAGGCUUUGCGCUUCUUUGAGCAAGAAAUAGAAGAUUUGGACUCGUCGUCCACCUCCAAUAUCCCCGAGGUGGCACGCCGAUGGGGCAGCAAGUAUUCACAAGUUUGCGAGGCGAAUUUCGCAGCAUUGCAGAUGCCGGCGGGUGGUGAAUAUGGCGGUUGCAGGCCUACUCCACAAGCUGCAUCUCCUCAUAUGCCAAACCAGACUUACAGACCAUCGAUUCAUCAUACGGAUUCUGCGCCAUCCCAGCCUGCCCGCUCUCCCAUGCUUCUCCACCGUGGCAUGGUCCAACCAGUCACUGCUCUUGGAACUCAAGAAAUCGCCUCCGCUCAGCAGGCACGCCAGGCAGUCCCAUCUCAACUGCCUCUUGCAUCAGCACAACUGCCGCAACCUCGAAGCCAAUUUCAAAGUGCAAGCCAACAGGCGCCGCAAUGUAGUGGUUUGAAUCCAAGCACAAAUUCCAUGUCAGCAGAUGUACCACAACCGGAUUCCGCGGCAAAACCUGUCCAAUUCGCACCGCACACGACCGCUUCACAAUGUGCACCCGUCCAAAUAGCGUCAGCCGCGGCCCCAUCCCAACAUUCGACUCCAUCCAACCCACCAUCUGCAGCACAUAUCCACAGUCCGGAAUAUCGAAGGAUGGAUGAAUCUCAUGGCAACGCGUCUAACACUCCCUGUUAUGAAUUUGUUGAAGCUCUCAUAGUGGCCCAGGAGUGCAUUCACGCAGAUUCCGCGCUGUUGUACUGGAAUGUGCACAUUUCACAAGACCAUUGGGCACGGAGGGCGGCUACUCUGCCCGCAGCCGGGCAGUUUGGUCCUAGAGAACGCGACGUAUCAAAUGACAACGUGCAGUUCCGGUUAAGGUCAAUCGCUGCCCAAGCAGAUGGGGGAGGAAAGAUUACGGCGACUCCGUCAGAUUUUCAUGUUCAACCUACAAAAUGGCCGAUAGGUCUGGCCGUGUCGAUCAACGGAGACUACGGAGUCGAAUUUAGACGAUCAAAGGCGCCUAAUGGUGCACACCUGGCCACAGAUGUGACCGAUCUCCUGAAAGAGGGCGAUAACGAGGUCGUAGUUGGCGCUUAUUUUACACCGCAAGAAGAACGUUCCCGUUGCGUCUAUCUCAUGGCUGUCGAGGUCAUCUGCGUCGCAAACUAUGACAAGAUCGCAAAUUACGACAAGAUCAAAUCAAUGCCGACUCGAAUUCCUAAGGCAGAUGUUAUCGGCGCGAUCGCGGAGUCUCUGAAGAGCAAAAGGGACAGGACUGAGGUCGUUGAUUUGACUAUCUCUCAAUCAGCCAUCAACAUCGAUCUAAUGGAUCCGUUGACGUCUGUGAUCUGGAGGACACCUGUGAGGGGGAGGGAUUGUCGACACCAGGAAUGUUUCGAUCUCGAGGCAUUUCUGUUCAGGCGCGCAGAUUGCGUCAACAAAGGAAGCCUGGCGAGUCCUGACCGAUGGAAGUGCCCUAUAUGUGAAGGGUAUGCGCCCCCCAACAUGCUGGUUAUCGACGAGUUUUUGUUAGAAGUACGCAAGACUCUCGAAAAAGAUCAUCAAUGGCAAGCACAGGCAAUUGAUGUCAAAGAGGAUGGCACUUGGGAACCCAAAUUCCCGCCUCCGAACCCCAGACAUCAGCCCCGAGAUAUGUCAGAUGCAGAAAGGCCGAUACGUUUGUUGCAACCAGCUCUCCGAGCGGUUACACAGGCACCAGCGGCAUCUCGAGCAAUUGGAACAGAUUCAAGGUCCAUGAUCGUCUUUGGUGACGAUUGA